This is a messenger RNA of Dibothriocephalus latus, 368 nucleotides long. Lineage: Eukaryota; Metazoa; Platyhelminthes; Cestoda; Diphyllobothriidea; Diphyllobothriidae. The record is from the annotation of a GenBank genome assembly.
UUGCUGUUACCGCUACCUACGAAAAUGCGUGCAAGUACAAACCGGGUGAAGGAGCUAAAAGGCCUUGCGAAUCGAAUAUGCCGACGUUCCUUACUUACAGAAUGCUAUUUGCCAGAGGCUGUUCACUCUGGAGACUUGAUGCCGAUAUGGGUACGGUCUGCCACGAAAAUCACAAUGCCAUCCUGGGAUUUUCAGGGACCGGCCAGUAUUUCGGACAACACAAGUGGGGUUGGUGCUUUACGGAGGCGAUGCCCCUUUCUCCGGGCAACAUGAUUCCAGGGGUGAUGAGCAAUCCUUACAAAGAAGAGCGAGACUCUUUCCGAUUUGUUUACUUCGAUUGCUUUGAGGCUCAUGAAGCCUUUCAAUAA